This is a messenger RNA of Diabrotica virgifera virgifera (western corn rootworm), 28230 nucleotides long. RefSeq lists its product as uncharacterized. The record is from RefSeq and is a predicted model, not a curated record. Bases 380 to 2083 code for a protein of 567 amino acids. Lineage: Eukaryota; Metazoa; Arthropoda; Insecta; Coleoptera; Chrysomelidae. The transcript is spliced from 2 exons.
CGCUUUAGUCGCAACAGGUGUUUGCAGUGAAACGAAUACCACUAUAUUGUACUCAUCUACGGAAACCGAGUACCCGAGUAGUACUGCAGACUUGAGGGGAAAAACUUGUUAAUAAAAUGCAUUAGAAAGUUACCGUUCAACUGACGUUUGGAAUUUUUUUGGACCAGUCGAUGAUUUUUGAACUAUUCUGUCGUUUGGUGCGGUAGACUGUUUUUUUAUAGUUUGUUUUAAGUGAAUUUAAAGAUUCUUUCGCUGUUCUAUUUGGAACAAUUGGAAUAGACCAAGACAUUUUUUAAUUAUUUGACUUGUGGUUACGUUUACUAACGUUUUCAUGGAUUAUUUUUUACACCAAUAGAUUUUUAGAUAAUGAGAUCCCACAAUGACAAUCUUACUUCUAAGAGAAGGCUCAAAUACAUCCCUAUCUGCUCUGGUGGAGAAAUCUCAAAAACAGUCCUCGCCAUUGCUAUAUUAUGAUCUGCAGCUGAGCAACAGCCAUCUAGAUCUAGUGUUACUAUCUAAGCUAGAUCAAAAGAAGACCAACUUACCUUCUGCAGAUGAAGGAUUCGAGUCCGACAUCGACAGCCUGUCGAUCUUAUCGAGCGACAACGAUAGUUACACCACAGAAAAACUAACAGUUACUGAUAAUAAACCUACUACUGAGACUGACUCUGCCAAUGGUUCGUCAAGCAGCGAUUCCGACACCGAAACCACCAACACUGAAAACGUAGCACCACCGGAAAACAAGACAUUUCAUCAGAAAGUUAUAGUCGCGAAAGAAAGUUUUCAUCUAGUCGAUUGUGUAUGUUAUACUGACGAUAAAUGUUCCGAUAUAUUGAUAUUUGUCAUCAAAAACGAAGCACUAGUGUUUAAGUUCGAAAGCAUCACCGACCUUAAGAGCUUCUAUAGCAACUUUACCACUUUAAAAGCUAUAGCCAAUCAAAAAGCGUACGGAAAAAAUAUUGCCACUAGAUUUAAUUUACUACAAACCACUGACCACAACGGUAUUACCCAUAUAAAGGUAACAAGGGAAGCAGAUACCAGACCAAUCAGGGAAGAUGGUCCUACGAGCAUCAUAACCAUAACCACGCCAGAGUUAACCGAAAGUACUCACAGCCCAUCUAGACCUAUGCCCAAAGAUGUCAAUUUGCGACAGAGGGUGGAAAGCCAACUCAUUAAAGACUUUAAAUAUAACACCAUAAACUCGAAAUUUGAUCCAAGAGAAAAGGUAAUCAAGAAAUCAAACUCUAUAGAAAAUAUUUUGCACUUAGACGAAAGCAAGUCGAAUCUAGUCAAUGAAGAAACACAUUUGAAGAAAAUUUGGAACAGCGCAGAAGAUCUACUGGAUGAGCCGAAACGACCUCAGAGGCGAAAAAAAGGUCGCGCUCCACCACCCCCUAUACCACAAGAGAAGAAUAAUAUUCUAAGUGGUCAAUUCGUAAAAGUUAAUGUGAACUUCAACCUUGGAAAUUCUUUAGAUAAGAACCAUUUGCUCAUUAAAAGUUCCUUAGACGAACCGCAUCCUAAGAAGCUAGAAAGCUUCAACCUUCUUAGUAAAUCGAGUUUGUCGCUUAUUCGAAGGCCUAAAGAGCGGCAAAUAAUAAAAUUCAACCCUAAAAAGUUAGACACGACAUUAAAUAAACAUAAGGAAAGCUGGACCAACUCGAUGCCUAAAUUACUAAAAAAAUCGAACAGCAAAACAGACUCGAAGUAUUUCAUACCAAUGGCCUAUAGAUAUAUAGAUACAACGCAAGAUUACCCUAUCUCUUACAGUAACAACCCCGUAGAAAAAGGCGAGGCUUACUUUUCUACUCAUAGUCAAAAUAUAUCUCUGUCUAAUUACCUCAGAGGUGAAAACUCUGUGCAGAGCAUUAAUAAUAGACUCUUCGGACUGAGCUCCAAACUAAAAGACUUCUCUGAAGAAGUAGAGGAUAAGUUAGAUGAUAGUAAAUGGGCGAGUAGUGAUAAAAAUAUACAUAGGGAUAAUAAUCUGAAGAGUGUUAUCAAGAGUACUAAGGAGGAGAGCAAAAAGAAGAAUAAUAAGAAAGUGACUUUUAGCGCCUACACUACGGUACAAGUUGUCUAAUUUUAUAGUUUUAUGCAAUAGAUUUGAGUAACGGAUACUCCAUAGAUAUAUCGUCUGUAGAAAGCUUGACCGAGACGUGCAUAUUAGUACAGUUACAAAUAUUUCAUUAUAAAAAAUAUACAAAUAGUCCAAGGAAGUAAUAUUUUUCUCAAGACUUUGAAUAAUUUAGGUAUCUGACAACUUUUUUAGUUUUUGUAGACCUAUAGAGAGAAAACCUACUUAUUUCCUGCUAAUAGUUCGGAGCUUUUUUAAUCAUAUUAACAAUUUAGUGCAAAACGCGAAUUUUUCGAUUUUUUCACCCCAUUAAAAGUGCUUAGUUGACAUAAAAUUAAAAAAAUUGAUUUUUUAGAACAUUGGAAAAGCUUCAAAAUGGCGAUUUUUGAAAGCUAACAGUAAAUUUGUUGCUUCGCCAACUGAAAAAUAAAACAGAAUCCUUAUUUGUUGAUAACUGUUAUUAAUAUUAACCUAAAACUUUGGUAUUUCACCCAAAGGUUGGGUAUUGGGGUAGAGAAAUCCAAAAUACUGUAAGAAACUUUAAAUACAGUAAAAUAUAGUAUUUUGAAGCUCAUUAACAUUUUUAAAUGCUUGAAUUUUUAGUUCCCCCUUAACAUGAUCCAACUAAUUUUCAUUUCAGUCUCAUUUUUAGCAGUCACGGAAAAUGCUGUCUAAGUUUAGUCUAAUCUCUACUUUUUACAUAAUCGUUCUAGAAUAACUUUGUAUUAUGUUUAAAGUCGUGUGUAAUUAUCAGCUUUUUAUCAACUUACAAAAAAAUAUGAUUUUUUAACCAAAAGUCCAUUUUAAAUACCAAAAUUCUAGGUUAAUUUUAGUAAUAGUUAAGUAUUCUCUAUGGGAAAUAAGCCACAAUUUUACUAAAAAAUGAAUUUAUUAACGUUUCGAAGCCCAAAUCGGGUUUCGUUGUCAAAAUACAAAAUACUAUUAAAAUAAACAAAAAUGUUGUUGCUAAGUAAAAAAAAUUCUAAUAAUUUAUUUAAUCUGACUCAUUUAUAUUGGCAAUUCAGACGUAUAUUAUACAUUGUAAAGUAGAAGACUUUAAAGUGAUAUCGCCAAUAAUUAUGAGUUGCGUUCCUGGGACGACUUUACUAAAAUAUAGUUCAUUCGAUUACAUGAAAUCAAUCCCAACUCAAGAAUAUCCGUCGCAAAAAAAAAUGAUUUACUAUGGAAUCUCUAACGCGAGAAUUUUACUGUCAUCGUUGCAUUUGGUUGUCUUUUUAAAGACAGAUCACAUGCCAUGAUUUUUUUGGGACGGAUAUUCUUAAGUUGGGAUUGAUUUCAUGUAAUCGAAUGAACUAUCUUUUAGUAAAGUCGUCCCAGGAACGCAACUCAUAAAUAUUGGCGAUAUCAUUUUAAAGUCUUCUACUUUAAAAUGUAUAAUAUACGUCUGAAUUGCCAAUAUAAAUGAGUCAGAUUAAAUAAAUUAUUAGAAGAAUUUUUUUUUUACUUAGCAACAACAUUUUUGUUUAUUUUAAUAGUAUUUUGUAUUUUGACAACGAAACCAGAUUUGGGCUUCUAAACGUUAAUAAAUUCAUUUUUUAGUAAAAUUGUGGCUUAUUUCCCAUAGAAAAUACUUAAUUAUAAAAAUGCCACAAGGAAAUAGCUUCAGAACAACAUUAGUAAUAGUUAUUAACAAAAUAAAGAAAUAUGAAAAAAAAAUUUAAGAAACGCUUUUCUUUAGUUACGAGUGACUAAAAUUAAAAAUAUUAUAAAAAAAUAAAUAAAAAGCAAAAAAUAAAAAAAAAUUGAAAAAAUCUAGCACAUUCGUCAAAGAAAAGCGUGGCGCGUCUUCAUCGAAUAAACUGUUUUUGCCAUACGCUUUUCUUUAACGAAUGUGUUAGAUUUUUUCAAUUGUUUUUAUUUUUUGCUUUUUAGUUAUUUUUUUAUAAUAUUUUUAGUUUUAGUCACUCGUAACUAAGGAAAAGCGUUUCUUAAAAAAAUUUUUUUCAUAUUUUUUUAUUUUUUACUUUUUAGUCUUACACUUUUCAAACAUUAAAAUAUAUCGUCAUGUUUAUUAAAAUAUGUAUAAAACAUAUGAUGUACAAACAUAAAAAGUAGUCGGAAUCGGCAAAAAAUUUGGAAACGUUAUUGUUUAUUUAUGAAGCAUAACGUAAACAAUUAACGUAAAAAGUGAAAUUAUGUAUAGUUCAUAUAAUUAGCUACAAUCUGUAAAAGUUUCAAGUUUCUUCAUUGUAAAAAAACAAGAGAAUUUAUGCAUUUUCUGUUAAAAUCGUUUUUUUAUUUAAACAAUUAAUAAAUAUAAAAAAAAAUUAAUGACUAUUCGUAUAUAGUUCCCGCGAACGCAUAUGUCUGCAAAUUUUCAUUCAUUUGCAUUGAAGAAAAGGCAGUCAAAUUAACGUCUAAAGAUUUGACCCAAACGAUUGAACUAAAGAACAGCGUUUAAUUAAUACGCCAAAACGAAUUCUAAUGUUAAUUGUAGCACAAAACAUCUCUACCGGUGGUUUUUCUAAGACUACGAUAAAACACGAAUUUUUUUAAUUCGAGUUUUGGAUGGAGUUUUGUUUUGUAUCGUAUUGAAAGUUGACACGAAUAAGCGCCGAUUUUUAUAUAAACAAAUAUCUGAGCGUUCAAAAUUUGAAACUUUAUUGUUUAUUUAUGAAGUGAAAUUAUGUAUAGUUCAUAUCAUUAGCUACAAUCAGUAAAAGUUUCAAGUUUCUACAUUGUAAAAAACAAGAGAAUUUAAGCAUUUUACAUUAAAAUUGUUUUUUAUUAUUUAAACAAUUAAUAAACAAAAAUUUUUUUAUUGACUACCUAUUCGUGUAUUGUUUCCGCGAAUGCAUAUGUCUGCAAAUUUUCAUUCAUUUGCAUUGAAGAAAAAGCAGUCAAAUUAACGUUUAAAGACUUGACCCAAACGAUUGGACUAAUAAAGAAGAAGAAGACUAUAAAGAAAAGCGUUUAAUAACGAUUUUGCAGUAUUUUUUAGUUUGUGAAGCAACAAAUUGACUUUUUAACUUUCAAACAUCGUCAUUUUGAAGCUUUUUGAAUGUUCUAAAAAAUCAAAUUUUUUAAUUUUAUGUUAAUUAUAUUAUUAGUUAAUAAUAUAUUACAGUUUAAUAGGGUGCAAAAAAUCGAAAAAAAAAAAUCGCGAUUUUUGCACUAAAUUGUUGAUUAUUAAAACAGCUUCGAACUUGUUGCAGGAAACAGGUAGGUUUUCUUCCUAUAAGUUAACAAUAAUUAAAAAAUAUUCAAAGUUCCGAACAGUGUCUUUUUGCUUAUUUCCCUGGAGUAAAAGGUAAUUGAUCUAUUUUUCUGUUUCUAGUAUAUUAAAGAAUAAAAGGAACAAGUGCAUUAGCAGAAGAGAAUACUACAUUAUUUUAAAUUUUAAAUUGUAUCUAAAAUGAUAUUUGAUUACAGUUUCACUUUAGUGAUAGCUUGAUUGUUUCGAACUAAAGACAUUUGUUUGAAAUCGGUAAAAGCCUUCAACGGGCGAUAUAUUGGCGGAGUGAAGCGGCAUUUUAAUUGAAAAGUGGUACGUUAGUACUUGAAAGCAUGAUACUAUAAAUAACAAGAUAAUAUAUUGCACAUCCGGAAGUCGUGACGUAACUGGAGACCGACAAGUUCGUAAUCAUUCGUAGUGUCCGAUUACGUUGAAUUGUUCGCGGUUGUAUUUUAUAUUUUAUUUUUGACAGUUAUUUUGACUGGAAUCUCGACACUAAAUGUUUUUCGAAUACAUUGAAGUUUAAUGUUAUUUUGCUAAUUGAAUAAUUUCAUCACAUAACCCAUACAAAUCCCAUUUAACUUUAACAAGAAUUCAAAUUCAACUUCCGGUCUCCAGUUACGUUAUCAAUGCGCGAACUCGGACGUAUUUGCUCUACGGGAAAAUACUAUCUCUUUAUUUAUAGUAUCAUGCUUGAAAGUAACUAUUGCCGCGUUAUAUAAAGCGAAGAGUGGUAGCUAAAGUAGUACCAGCUGUCUAAGAGCCUCGUUAAUAUUCAGCUCAGCGGGGUGCUAUUAUUGGCGGUGUAAAAUUUCAUAAAUAAGGGAUCUACCUGUUUUAUAAAAUGAUUCCUUGUUUAUGUAAUUCCACACCUCCAAUAAUACCACCCCGCUGAGCUGAAUAUUAAUGAGUACCUUAGAUACCAGGUACAUGUAUAGGGCUUUUCAUUCACAGUGAUUUGUUUCGAGCUUCUGUCAUAUGUCGUAUAAUCCGUGUAUUAUAUUAUAUUAAUAUUAUACACAGAUUAUACAACAUAUGACAGAAGCUCGAAACAAAUGACAAUAGAUGAAAAGCUCUAUACUUGAGAGUAAUAAUGUCACUUUUUAAUCGUAAUAUACAGUUGAGUCCCCGAGUCUUUACCCGUGCGUCAUCAUUUAAAGCAUACAAAAUAAGUCGGACAUUUAGUAAACGCAACAGUAAGUGACAGAGAGUGGGAAUUAUUCCGAUCCCAGAUUAUACCUAGUAUAAAAUUUGACGUUAUCAAAUAAAUAGAAUGUUAAAUUUAAGUUUUGCCUUAAAAUUUUGGUGCAUAAUUACAGCUGCAUUUGAAGUAGCUUAAUAAAUUCUUUUAUUAUCAUUGAUUAAUAAAUAAAUAAACAAUUUAUAAAAAAUUCGAUAACAUAUUUUCUUUUUGUUAUUUUAUUCACUUUGGCGGAACAUUAAACACAAGCAUUCCUUAACUUUGUCAACAAUGAGGUUAUUUGUACGUUGUCAAAAUUUAUCGUAAAAUAACAUAACUAAUCAUAAAAUUUCUAACUCCAAUAUAAAAUUAGUUGUGUAAACAACUGUUUGUAAACUAUAAAAAAAUUGAAAAUGCAAAAAUUCGGCAAAAUAAAAUUCAACAACCUGACAGCCACAAAAGUAAACAAACCAAAACGUCAGAAAUUAUACUUAAAAAUAUGUGAAAACAUCCCCAAUCGUCUUUCUUUGUACCUAUCUCUUUUUAAUGCGCUGAGUCUAGAUUCAUAAAAAUAACAUGUGUUUUUACUUAAUAACAGGCGGCAGCUGGUUUGUCAUUAGUUUCAUGCGUGGAAGAGAAUGAUGCUAGAUAAAAAGUAUGUGUUUUAUCUCGUCAGGUAUUAAUGACGCACGGAUAAAGACUCGCGGCCUCAACUGUAUACAACAUUUUUUUGCAAUCACUAUUUUUAAAUCAUUAAAGCUAUUAUUCAAUGUCUUGCUUGAUAUUCUUCUUCUUGAUGUGCUUUUCCGUAAGGAAAUGUUGCAGAUCGUCGUGGCAAUCUUAUGAUUAUCUGUAGCAGCACGGUAAAGCUGCACAGAUGUAAUAUUAAACCAGGUUCUAAGGUUCUUUAAACAGGAUGUUGUGCUUUUUCCUGGACCUCGAUUUCAUAGGCUUUCCAUGGUUUGUGGUAAGCAAUAUCUGGAUUCAUUUCGCAUACUGUGUCUGAAGUACUCAUAUUGUCACUUUCGAGAUUUGGUGGUGGUCAGUAUAUUUCGGUUCCUCCCCAUUCGUCUGAGGACCUCCUUAUUUGUGACUCGGUCAGUCCAUGGGAUUUUAAGUAUUGUCCAAUAUAGCUACAUCUCAAAUGCUUACAAUUUUCUGUACAUAAUCUUCGUCCAAGGUCCACGAUUCAACACCAUAAAAAAGGACAAAGACUCAACCUCCGAUAUCUUCGUCGCCGAUAGGAUCGCGAGCACUUGCAUCUGAUAAUUCAUUGCCUUCGAUACCAAUGUGAGAAGAUAUCCACAAGAAGUUCACUGUUCUGCGAGCUUUCGGUUCCCCAAUAAUCUAUGGAGGCUUUUUUGCAUCUUUAAAGAGGGGGGGUCUAGAAUCUUCAAAAGACAUCUCAGUCCAGAACGCCGCCUGACUGACCUUAGUGAAGGGUUCAUUCUUCGUAGCCCCAGCGAUAGUUCCCGAGGUACUUUAAAACGCUCUCUCGUCGCCGAGGCUACGCCGAAUGCCUCCCUGCUAAACCAGACCCUCCUCUGUCAUCCAGCCCUCCGAAAGCGGAAUGGCCGCUGCAAGGUCGACAUCGCUUCCGAAGCACUUUACCUUCAUUUAUCCACAUACUGUAAGCAAUAAGGCUCUUCCUUUUCUCCGUUUCCCCCUUUUUUUUUGGUCCCAAAAUUGGGUUUUUAUUUGUAUGAUGAUUGUUUUUUUAGAGCUUCUUUACCACAGUCUGUCUCAUACAAUCUAACUCACCUAUUCGCCUCUCAUCAAAACUUAUUCCCUCUACCUUCUACUUACAAUAUAUUUCCCUCUCACCCCUAUCGUUGGUACAGCUGUUUUUCCUCCUCUUCUUUCUUCUUGAUCACUACACGGAUAUAGCUGUGACUAUCUACGAGUCCAACCCGAUUUAUUUUCAGUCAUUCUCUCAAUCAUGUCUCGCACUGUCACAAAAUUCACAUCUGCCUCUCUUUUCAUUCUGUUCCUUUCUACUAUCCAUCUGUUGCACUCUAGCAUCGUAUGUGUAAUGGUGUCCGGGUGUCUGCAAUAUAGACAUUCAUCAGUGUCAACCUUUUCAAACCUACAGAAGUAAGCUCUAAAACACCCGUGUCCUGUGAGCACCUGCGUCAGGAAAUAAUCCAGUCGCCUGUGACCACAGUCCAUCCAAUGUUUUAAGUUAGGGAGCAGCAUCUUUGUCCACUGUGCCACAUGCUCCGUGUUGUUCCAUUCCUCCUGCCAUCUUUCAAUUGACCUUUCUCUUUCCUGUCUUUUCUCGGCCAUAGUGAGCUCAAGGUCUCUUCUCUCAUAUAGUUCUUUUCUUUCUACUACCAACACAUGCAGCGGAAUAUGGAGGCUAGUAAUAUUUAAUUUAGGACAGUAAAUACGAAUUCUUUUAUAGUAGGAUUUUGGUGUGUGAGACCUAUUAUUAAAGUAGUUCAUGUAGUUGAAGGCAUCGUCAUACAAAUGUUUACUUGGAUCUGAGGCAAUAUUGAAGAUACAGAUUUACUCAAGUUGAGUGAGAUACCGUUAAAUACAUUCUUCGGUAAAAUAGGGGUGGAUCACCGGCUUCAUUCUGUAAGUUUUCGAUGGGAGUUGUUGAAUUCUAAUGCGAACAUUACGUACACAGUCUCAAGCAUUUUUUUUUGCUGUUGAAGCUUGGGCAUAUAUGCAGUUGACCCGUACUCUAUUUUGGACCUUAUUAAUGUUCGAUAGACUCUCAAUAGCGUUGUUUCAUCUGAUCCCCUAUUUCUAUUAGCCAGUGUUUUAAGAUUUUUAUUUUUACUUUAUUAUUAACAAGUUUCGAGCAUCUUGUAAAACUAAAUAUUGGAAUGCGUUUUCUGCGAAUAAGUGUCUAAACUAGUUUCAGUUAUCUUCCUAUUGUUUACUUACACGAUACUUCCGGUUAAGGUUAUAAUAACAGACGAAUCAUCGGAAAAUAACUCAGUUGUAUAAUAUUGCAUGCAAGUAAUUGAUAUUUAGGAAUUGUAUGCUAAAGUCCGGAACAUCGGAAUUUUUAUCUGUGUGUCAGUAGGUUGGUAAUCAUGUUUGAAGAAUUUUGCAUUUAUGUAUAAUUUGGACGGGUAAUUUGUGACUCAUUAUCAGUUCAAUCAUGAAUAUGAUCAGUCCAAUCUUCCUCUAGACGGAGAGCUAGAGUCGAAAAAUCAUCGUCAUAAGUUAUAUGGAGUUUUUCCUGUGAAAUGUGUCCAUUUUAUAUUGAAAAUUAUGACCCCUUUCAGGCUGACACCUCAGUGAAUACAGGAAGUAGCAAUAAGGGAUGAAAGGGGAAAGUUAGUGCAGUCAUUAAAGGUUUUCACCUCCUAUUUUGUUAAACCUCCAUUGAUUUGCACGAAAAUUGGUGACUAGUUAGAGCAUACCUUAAGAAAUAAAACUGAUUUGGUGCCAACUUGCACUUUUACCCUGGUGGUGAAUAUCACCCCUUCCCGCGGGUGAAAACAAUUUUAUUAAAAAUAACCCCACAAAUAGAUAGAGGGACAAAUUUUAAGUAAAAUUUGUUAUAUCAUGUUAUUCGAAUAAAUCAAUACUUUUUGAGUUAUUAAAGAUCAAAGAUUUGUCUAUUUAAGAGCACAUGCGUGAAGUUACGGAUGAUAAAAAGAACACAUUAAUUAAUUGUAUGUUAGUAAAAUAUUAUUUUUAUAUUAUUUCGAUAUUUUAUUGAAUUUUUUCUAUCAAUAUCAACUGAAUAUGUCCAGAGACUGGGGGUGUUCAAUAAUGGGUACAUUUGACAUAUUCGAAUACACGUUUGCUAAAUUUAUAAUAUCGAAAUAAUAUAAAAAUAAUAUUUUAGUAACCUACAAUUAAUUAAUAUGUUCUUUUUAUCAUCCGUAACUUCACGAAUGUGCUCUUAAACAGACAAAUGUUUGAUCUUUAAUAACUCAAAAAGUAUUGAUUUAUUUUUAUAACAUGAUGUAACAAAUUUUACUUAUAAUUUGUUACUCUAUCGAUUUGUGGGGUUAUUUUUAAUAAAAUAGUUUCCACCCCGAGAAGGGGUGGUAUCCACCCCCAGGGUAAAAGUGCAAGUUGGCACCAAAUCAUUUUUAAUUCUUGGGGAAUGCUCUAACUAGUCACCAUAUUCCAUGCAAAUCGAUGGAGGUUUACCAAAAUAGGAGGUGAGAACCUUUAAAGACUACACUAACUUUCCCUUUUCAUCCCUUAUUGCUACUUCCUGUAUCCACUGAGGUGUCAGCCUGAAAGGGAUCAUAAUUAUCAAUAUACAAUAGACACAUUUCACAUGCCACACUCCAUAUUACUUAUGACGAUGAUUUUUCGGCUCUAGCUCUUACUCUAAAUUGUAACUAGAUUGUACUUACGUUCAUUCCCAAAAGCACAUAUACAUACAGGGUCCACCAAAAGAAGCGCAAUGGUCGAAUAUUUCAAGAAAUUAACAUCUUAUUCUUCUUCUUCUUCUUCUUCUUCUUCUUCUUCCGGUAGUACUAGAAACCGGGUUCAUACAUGAUAGUUUUGGAUCAGUGGGUAGCCCCAUUGUUCUUAGAUCUGACUACAUAUUGUCUCUCCAUCGCAUUCGUGGGCGUCCUAAGGGCCUUCUUCCUGUGGAGGCUUCCUCCCAGAUUAAGUUGACAAAGCGGUUAUUAGGAAAUCUAUGGACAUGGCCAGGGCCAGCCCAUCUUAGACGUUGAGAUUUAAUUUCUUGGACUACGUCCAAAGAUAUUAUACACAAAAUACACAUAGAUUUAGCCAGCUCCGAAAAAUAGCGUAACGCGGAACAGUUCGGGUCGGUGGUCUAUCCAUCUCUCUCUACUGGCGCUUAGCUUUCUCUUAGGGUCGUGUUAAGGUCCAAAGAUUCUUCUGGGGUUUUUUCUCUAAAAACAUUUAAGUUUUCUUUCAAUUACUUUGAUCAGAAUUAACAUCGGAAAUUUGGGAAAUUCGGGAAAUUAACGUCGGAAUCGAAAAACUGAAAAACACAUGUUCAAUGUUUUUCAAAGAUCUAUGGACUGACAUCAAAUACGACCCCCCACCUCCACACUCUGGGAGUAGAUUGCUGUAGUAGUUGCUGGGGACAACUUUGAAAUGUUAAAUAGAAACCCUAAUUUUUUAUUGCUGUUUCAAUUCCUCUUAAAGAAAAUAACUAGCUUUUAUUCGGAACAUGUUUUUUCGAAUUCUUGAUAGAUGGCGCUAUAAUCGAAAAAAAAAAACGAUUUAUCCUCAUACCCCUUGGGGCAGGGUGGAGGGGAACUGUAAAAUCCUAAAGAGAAAGAAUCUUGAUCUUUUUAGAUUUUAGACAAAUGUUACUUAUUUUGCAUAUUGAAUGCAAAUCUGCAAUAAAAAAAUGGGGAUUCACAUUUAAGAUUUCAAAGUUGCCCCCAGAUCCAUCCUCGGGGGUAGGAGGUCUUGUUUGGUGUCAUUCGAUAGAUUUUUACACGUGUUUUUCAGUUUUUCAUCCGAUUUUUAUCCGCGAAAUAUUCUACUGUCCCGCUUCUCUUACCACUUCCGGUAAAUCAUAGUAGGUAUAUUACCCUUACUAUGUUACAUUGUUUAACUUACGUUUUUCAAAUUAUAUUCACAACAAAAGGCGAAUAGCAAUUUUUUAUUGUGAAUAACAAGCAAAAACAUCUUUUUAUAAAGUGGUUGUAGAAAAAUUGUUGAUAAUAAAAAUAAUAAUACUGUAGAACAAUAACACUCAGCUUAAUAAAGUACUUUUGACAUGACUUGUAUAGAAUGUGUGAAUUAUACAUAAAUAUUUUAACUUCUUUCUUAUUAACAAAUGGCUCAUUUUCUAUUUUAUGCGAGGACAAAAGUGAAAAAAUGAGUUUUUAAGUUAAAAAUUUGUCAAUGUAGCUUAUUUUUUAUUUGAAUUCGCUUAUCUCAUAAUACUUCCUCCAAUUUUAGAUAAAUUUGUUAGGGUGAUUAACAAACAAAAACGAUCAAAUGUACGUCAGAACGGUAUAAAGUUUAUAAUAAAAUUUUUAUUAAUAAUAGAGAAAAGAACACAAAAAAUUAACAAAGUUUCUGAAAUAUCUCACGAGAGAUGAUAAAAUAAUGGGAAAAAAAUACAACAAAAUAAAUGAUGUAUUAAUAUAUGUAUUUUUCAAUAAUACAGGGUGUAACAAAAAUACAGGUCAUAAAUUUAAUCGCAUAUUCUGGGAUCAAAAAUAAUUCGAUUGAACUUAACUUACCUUAGUAAAAAAGUGCACACAAAAAAAGUUACAGCCCUUUUAAGUUACAAAAUUAAAAUCUAUUUUUUCGAAUGUAUCGAAAACUAUUGGAGAUUUUUUAUUAAAAAUGGACAUGUGGCAUUCUUAUGGCAGUAGCAUCUUAAGAAAAAAUUAUAGUGAAAUUUGGACACCCCAUAAAAAUUUUAUGGGGGUUUUGUUCCUUUAAACACCCCCAAACUUUUGUGUACGUUCAAAUUAAAUUAUUAUUGUAGUACCAUUAGUUAAACACACUGUUUUUAAAACUUUUUGCCUCUUAGUACUUUUUCGAAAAAUCAGUUUUUAUCGAGAUAUUUCGAAUACUUGUCAAAUCCACCACAUAUUUGUAUAUGGUUAAGUACGAUUAUGGAGACUUGGUAAUAAUAUGAACAUCUAUUUAUGAUUUACUUUUUAGGGUUAUUUUGAACCAUAUUAAAAAAGAAGUCACAUCUCGAUAAAAGGUGCCUUUUCGAAAAAAUACAAAGAGGCAAAAAAGAUUUAAAAGCACUGUGUUUAACUAAUGGUACCGCAGUAAUAUUUUAAUUGGAACGUACACAAACAUUUGGGGGGUUUAAAAGAACAAAACCCCCAUAAAAUUUUUAUGUAAACAUAUUGAAAAAUAAGCCUCAACUCGAUAAAAACUGCCUUAUCGAAAAAAUACUAAGGGGCAAAAAAGUUUUAAUAAUCUUGAAUUUAACUAAUAGUACCACAAUAAUAAUUUAAUUGAGAAGUACACAAAAGUUUGGGGGGUGUUUAAGGGAACAAAAUCCCCAUAAAAUGUUAUGGGGUGCACAAAUUUCACUAUAAUUUUUCUUUAAGAUGUUCCUGCCGUAAGAAUGCCACAUGUCCAUUUUCAAUAAAAAAUCUCCAAUAGUUUUCGAUAUAUUCGAAAAAAUCGAUUUUCAUUUUGUAACUUCAAAGGGCUGUAACUCUUUUUAUGUGCAUAUUUGUACUGGGGUAAGUUAGGUUCAUUCGAACUAUUUUUGGUCCCAGAAUAUGUGAUUUCAUUUAUGACCUGUAUUUUUGUUACACCCUGUAUAUUAGCUAUGACACGAUGAAAUCUUGCCCAGAGCCUAGGUUCCUUGUUACCUUCGUAGGUCUGUUAGCGAGCGCCUCUUCAGUGUUCUAUUAACGUGUGGUUGAGGAAUAGAUCAAGUAGAUACUUUUCUUCAAUAUUUGAUCAUUCACAUAAAGUGGUUUCAUGUAAUCGUGCAUUCUUUGAUUCGAGAUGUACCACCGAAUACCCGCCAUCGUGUAAAGGAGCUUGAACCACGAUCUAUGGAUAAUAGUAAAAUUCGAUCAAUUAGUAUAUCUCUAGAGUUUCUUCCCUAAGGAUAGCUUGGACCUUCUACCGUUUAGACAGAAUAAUUCUUUAAUGCUAGCGUUCUUUUUUGUUCCACGUUUUGACCAUGUUAAUCUACUAACCAUAUUAUUAUGUUUUUAGUAUUUGUGGAUAUUGAAUUUGGUUUUAGAAAUGCUAAGGAAACUAGGGAGGCACUUUUUGCACAAAAUAUCCUAUUACAAAAUGUCAUUUGUCAUACCGUAAUAACAAAAAUUUCAUGCCAUGCUUAUUGGAUUUCAAUAAGGCAUUCGAUAAAGUACAACAUGUAAAAUUAAUGAAGAUGCUAAAAAUAUAGGAUUAGUAAGAGUAAAACAAAGAUAGAGAAUUACUAAAGACUGUUUAAAGCCGUAAAAUAGGUUGUAUGAGACGUGUAUUGAGGGGAAGUCGAUGUCAAAUGCCGCAACUGAUUCUUAAAUAGAAGGUUAAAGAGGUAUAGGAUAAAAGCUUCUUGGCUUUCACUUCAAAACAAUUCGUGAAUGUACUCAGCUACUAAAUGCAGGAAAUUAUUCCAUAUGACAGAAGAUCUAAAAGCCUUUGCAAUGGUGAUUGCCGAUAAUUCUGAUAUGGCAUAUGAAAAAAAAGUUAAUCGUAUUAUCAAUACUGCUGUGGUGUAGUUUUGAACAUUACAUUUUCCUUAGAGUAAAGUUUAUUUGGACUCUCUUGAAUUCGUUAACAUUUAUUAUUUAUUUGCGAAAUCAUGCUUGAUAAAUUUAUAGGAGACCGAUAUUUGAACUGAAUGUAGCAAGGUUGUUUUGUUUAAUACAUUUUGUUUUAAUCAACUGUUUUAAACAUGUUUUAAACAUGUGUAUAUGUUUAAAACACUUUUGUUUAAAACACUUAAAUUAAACAAGCGUUUUUUUUUGUUUUCUUUGUGAAUAUAAUACAUAAAUAUGAAAAAAAAUCUCAAAUACAUAUUAUUAUACAGACUUUUUAACAAAUAUAUUACUUAUUUAUUAAUAAUGGGAACACAACAAAAAUUGAAAAACUUCAAAACAUUUUGUUUACAAGAGUUAAUAAAUUUCUCAAACUGUUUCAGUCUCUAUAGUCUCACUUUCUAUAGUAAUUAUGUAAUCUAAGUCAUUAAUCUGAUUAACCACGUGAUCACUUAUAGAAAUAAACUCUUUAACAAUUGAAACCAACGUAGCUGCUUUGACAUUGCCUAGCCGAUUACAUAGUUUGGAAUUGUCUAAAGCACAUGAUGAGAAGAGUUUUUUAUGUUUGAUGACCAUAGAACGCCACCAUGCCAAUGAUGUCUUACAUUCUCAAUUAGAUGUUUAGAAAACAUAUUAUAUGGUUUAAAAAUUACACACUUUGCCUGGUAUUUAGUAAUAAUAGUUGGCAAUGCUUCUGGAUAAAAGUUUCUACAUAUUCCGUGCCAGUUUGUUUGCUCUUGACUAAAUUUAUUUCCACUAAAGUAAAAUUUGUCAAAAAUGAGCCGGGAUCAAAGCCAUUUUCAUAAGAUCCUUAACUUUAUUCGUAUAAUUUACCAAAAAUUUGCCAUUUGCUUGUUCAGUCUCGAAUGCUUCCAGAAGUUCUAGCCAUAUCUCUGUAGACUCUUCUGUUUAGUGCAAGUAUUUGUUUGGACUUUGUCCCUGCAAUAUACUUUAAUUUUUAUAAAUACCUAGUCUAAGGCAUUUAUCUUUAAAUUUGUAUCAUUACAAGCUUUAUUACAUCUUUAUCAAUACUUAUUCUAUUGACCACAAAACAAACGUGAAAUAAUAUUAGCCAGUUUUUCAACUAACUUUCUAAGCAUUCCGAUAAAGUAUUCCAACGAACAUCCUGAUGAAAUAAAAGAGCAGAAUCACCAGUUUCUCUGAAUGUUGCGCUAGCAAAAUAUACAUUUCUAAAAUAUUUGCAAUUUUUUUAUACUACUCUUUAUUCCUGAAACUUCUAUUAUCUUGGGCAAGUAAGUUCAAUAUAUGGGCUAAACAGCCAUAAGUUAUUAUAUGUAUCUGUGCAGUUCCUCAAACAGACCCUUCUCAUUUUAAGAAAAUAUGAUUUAAACAAUGUUUUUUUCUGCGUUUUAUUUGUUUAAAACAUGUAAUAUAAAUACAAAAAAAAAACAUGUUUAAAACGGAAAAUAACGUUUGUUUUGUAUAAAAUAAAAAAACAUGUUUUAUUUUCAACCCUGGAAUGUAGGAUCAUCAGCAAUUCACGAUGAUGGAUUGAUGGUCCAAGAACAAUUUGCUUCUUCGCUUCGGCUAUUUAUAGAGGAAUUUCCUUGUUUCUGAUAUUGAAAUAAUUGCUGUAUGCAUUCCUUCCGUACUUCAAGUACGCGAAUCUUAAAUCAAUAUUUGUUAAUGCAUCAUCCGCAAUUUGGCCCUGAUUUACCACCAAAUGACUUUUUUUUAUUUCCGUCUAUAAAAACUAAAUGGCAGGGUCGUUUAUGAACGCCGCAAGUACCGGUAGAAAUAUUGAUAAAGCACAUUCAAGUUACCUCCAAAUAAUAAAUUGCAAUAUUUAUUUAACAUCUUUAAAUGAUAAAACCUUGUUGCAAGACGUAAAUUCCUUAUCUUUUAUGAUGAUUAUGCAAUGUCUUCAAUCAUAAAACAUGAAAGAUUACAUUCGAAGAUACUAAUUAUGUUAAAUAUGUGUAAUAUUGCGAAAAGUUUUUAUGAAGCUCUUAAACUUGUAUGCAUUCUUUUAUUUAUUUCAUAUUUUUAUAUGAAAAUAUGAAUUUUCUUGCAGACAGUUAAAUUAUUGUUAACAUAACCUUAAUUUUAUUUAUACUCUUUUUAUAAAUAAAAUGUAAGAUGAGACAUAUUUUUAAAAUGGUCAUUUUAAUUUGUACUAAAUAGACAGAUUCAAUGAGGUAGUUAUUUGCCUAUUCCACUGCAGCUUUCCAGAUCUACUGUGUAGGGCAGUCAAUGAGAGCAAGAACAGGUUAUUACCUCCGAAUUCUAUCCUACUGCAUGGAUUUUAAUGAAAUUUUAGGAAUAGCCUGAAAAUAUCUCCUUAUUCAAAGUCUACCCUAUGCCGAUGUGUGCUUUUGUCUUGGGGGCGGUUCCCACCCCUUCUUGGGGUCCGAAAAUUUUUUGGUUAAACAACUACGGAAGUUGCUAGAGAACCCAAUUCUAAGCAAAAACUGUUCUAUAAUUUUUUUUUCGAAAACUCAAUACUUUUUGAAUUAUUCGUGGUUGAAAAUUGGCAAUUUUCAUUGAAAUAUAGCCCCUUUUCAAACGGUUUUUUGCGAAUACCUUAAAAACAAUGCAUCUAACUAAAAAAAUUAUAUAAAACAUUUUUGUAGCUCAUAAAAUAACAAAGAGAUUUGUUCCUUCUUAAAUCUUCUAGUUAUAACACAAAAAGAGAUAUGGUAGGUAAAAAGAGUUUGUUUUUUUUGGUGCAUGCUCAAAGCAGUGUAUUCAACUUGAAAUAACAGAGAAACAGUCGAUUUUAUGUAUAUAAUGCUACCAAUACUUUUUAUUGUGCUUGAAAAGUCCUUUUAAAUAAGCAAUAUUAAUGUCGAUUACAUUCAAACUAAGCGAGAUAUGCUGCAAAAAAUUGAUGACUAACGAAUUUUAAGAAAAAAAUUGAAAAGUAUAUUUAACUCCUAACCCACAAGAAUUUAAAUGCAUCGUUUUCCUUCUACAAUACAUUUUACUACAGUGUCAUUUUUAUGUUCAAAAAGUUGAGCGGGUUUAAAAUGAAUGGUUUUUGAAAAAAAUAAGAUCAAAUUAUAGAGCGCAUAUUUAAAUUUUCUUAAAAAUCUUCUUUUUCCCCAUGUAACUUGAAAAAGAUAAGAGAUACUGUUAUAAAAAAUAAAAUCAAAAUGUUUAUCUAUGUAUUUUUUGUAUGGCAUCUUUUUUUGUAUGGCAUCUUUUUUUUUUUGGCAUCCCUUAUCAUUUUCGAGUUACAUGGAGAAAAAGGAAGAUUUUUAAGGAAAUUUAAAAAUGCGCUCAAUAAUUUGAUCUUAUUUUUUUUCAAAAACCAUUCAUUUUAAACCCGCCCAACUUUUUGAACAUGAAAAUAACACUAUAGUAAAAUUUAUUGUAGAAGGAAAACGAUGCAUUCGCAUAGUUUGAAUGUAAUCGACAUUUAGUAUUGCUUAUUUUAAAGGUCUUUUCAAGCACAACAAAAGUUAUUGGUAGCAUUAUACACCUAAAAUCGACCGUUUCUCUGUUAUUUCAAGUUAAAUACACUGAUUUGAGCAUGCACCAAGAAAACAAGUUUUUUUCACUUACCGUAUCACAUUUUGUGUUAUAACUACAAGAUUCAUAAAGGAAAGAAUCUCUUUGUGAUUUUAUAAGCUAUAAAAAUGUUUUAUAUAGUUUUUUUAGUUAGAUGCAUAGUUUUUAAGGUAUUCGCAAAAAACCGUUUGAAAAGGUGUUAUGUUUCAAUGAAAAUGGCCAAUUUUCAGCCAGGAAUAACUCAAAAAUAUUGAGUUUUCGAAAAAAAAUUAUUAGAACAGUUUUUGCUUAGUAUUAGGUUCUCUAGCAACUUCCGUAGUUAUUUAAGCAAAAAAUUUUCCACCCCCGAGAAGGGGUGGGAACCACCCCCAAGACAAAAGCACACAUCGGCAUAGGGUAGACUUUGUUUCUUGGGCUAUUCCCUAUUUACUGUGAAAAUAUCAUAUAAAUCGAUAUAGUAGGAUAGAAUUCGGAGCCACAUAUCCUCAUUGACUGCCCUAGUGGUCCUCUAGCCCUAGAUCAUAUUCUCUAGCCUGAUCCUUUUUACAUAGUCUAAUAACUUCAAGACCGAACCUUCCAUGUAGCUCUUUGUGACUUUUCUUCUCCUAAUACAAAGAACCUAAUGAUAGGAUCAGUAUAGGUCAUCAUCAGCUUCAACUGCCGAUUGAGCUUACAGUGUCGUUAGCAGACCUACUAUGGCUUUAACUGUUUUCCUAUCUUUGCUUAUUAGGUCUGCCGUAAUUUUUGGUGAAUGUUCUGUGAUAAAAUAUUUCGUCUGUCUUUGUUCUUGUAAAUUCCUGCACCAUUCCAUAGAUUUGUAAGCUACCCACUUUCUUGUAGCCAUUCUUGUUACAACCUUUGCAACGACACAGAAGGGUUCCGGACCAACGAAUAACAUUGAUGAGCCUUGUUUGACCAUUUCAUCUGCUGUUUCAUUGCCCUCAUGACCCUCGUGCCCCGGUACCCAGGCUACUGUCUUCUUGCUACGGUCUCCUAGUUUAUUUAGAUCACAUCCGACGAAUCUGUCUGACCAAAUUCGGAAAUUCAAUCAACGCUAUAAGAGAUAAAAAUCGUGCAAGUGCUACUCUCUGAACUUAUCACAGAAUAAGGCAAAUUUUCUUGGCCUUAUUUUUGAAACUAUUAUAAGUUUUUUACACUUGUAAUUAUAAUGUUUAGUUAUAUUGAUUUCCUUCCUUGUGUUAUCCAUGAAAAUGGUCUGCUUACGUAUAAGUACUAUUUCCUGUCGUUGACAGCGUUGUUUCACGUAAGUUGAGAUAUUACCAUUUGAAUCCGUGAGCAAGUUUUAUUAAUUUUGAUUUAAGUUUUUUAUUAGGAUUAGAUCGCAGUGUUUUCUAAAUGCAGUCGACUUCUUUACAGGAUUUUUAAAGUCUUGAUUAUUUAGCCUGUUGGAUUUUGCUCCGAAUUAAUUGAAUCUUUUCACACUACAAAGCAGAAUCUUUAUUCUUGAACUUUCUUCGUUUUCCCAUUAGAUGCUGUAGGUCUUGAUUAAUUCAUUGCGUUUAGCUGUUCUUUUUGUUUUAGGUAGUAUUGUUUCUGUUUCGACACAAUAACGACACAUAAAUAGUUAAUAAAUAAAACAUUUUUCAGUUAGAUAAUAAAUUAAUAAAUAAAUAAACCAAAAAUGAAUAACCAUUUUCAAUUUCGUUGCAACACGAAACUACAGCCGCAUCAUUAUUCCAGUUCAAUCAAAGAGUGCAGCAAGCACCCGUACCGGUUUCGAAACUUAUUAGUCUCUCAUCAGGAGGGACAUAUGCUACUCUCUCUGACCCAACUAGGAGAAACCCCGGCGUGCAGUCACGGAUUCAACAAACGAAAUGGCAGGGAUGCCCUAGAGGCAACUGCUAUCAAAAAACUAAGUUUUCAAUCUAAUAGCACAUAAAACAACAUCCAAAAAGGUUAUUCUACAUUCUACCAAACUGAAAAUAAUGGGAACCUUCUCUGGUGACACAUCCGAGGCUUCUACAAUUUGCAAGCCAUAACGGAUGCUGAGACUAAGGAAGAUGAGGGAAUUUUACAAUUUGUAAUUCACCUCCCAUCUGCUCAGCGUGGUAAAGUUCCAACGAGAAUGGUUCCCUUCGUACUCCAAUCGGAGUAAACAUGUAAACCAAAAAAGAAUAACCAUUUUCAAUUUCGUUGCAACACGAAACUACAGCCGCAUCAUUAUUCCAGUUCAAUCAGAGAGUGCAGCAAGCACCUCUACUGGUUUCGAAACUUAUUAGUCUUCAAUCUAAUAGCACAUAAAACAACAUCCAAAAAUGUUAUUCUACAUGCUACCAGACUGAAAAUAAUGGGAACCUUCUCUGGUAACACCUCCGAGGCUUCUACAAUUUGCAAGCCAUAACGGAUACUGAGACUAAGGAAGAUGAGGGAAUUUUACAAUUUAUAAUUCACGCCCCAUCUGCUCAGCGCGGUAAAGUUCCAACGAGAAUGGUUCCCUUCGUACUCCAAUCGGAGUAAACAUGUAAACCAAAAAUGAAUAAUCAUUUUCAAUUUCGUUGCAACACGUUUUUUUAAUAAAUAAAUAAAUUUGUUUAUUAACUGGGCUAUAUAGACAUUCUCCUACUUUCUGUAUUUUACUCCUGAGCAAAAUUCAUGUUUUUUUAUCAAGGAUAGUAGGUUUUCGCGUCAUAUAAUACCGAACUCUUUUUUAAGAUACAUUAAUUAUAAUAUUAGCAAAACUAACAAAAAAUUAAUCUUAUGACAUGUCAGUCCAAUACAAAUAAAAAAAGAUUUUUUAACUAAAAAAAAAUUAGAAACAACUAUAGCGUGUAUAAAUUAGGUACAUAUUAGGUACUAUAGAUGCCAUAAACUUAAAAAAAUCUCAAGGAAAAUGAAUCUAUUUAGUGGUAAACGUUUUAAAAAUGCAAGUGAUACGAUUUAAAAGCGAUAAAAAGUGAUCAAGGUUAGGAAGGUUGUUUGUUGGUUGGCUAACCUAGAAAUCAAAAAAGCCAUGGUCUCAUCAGAUAUGCUGUAUGAAUGGACUGAAGGAAAAUGAUAUAAACCGGAUAUGUAUUAUUAAACGAAGUUAUACAACGUGCAAAGGACACAAUAAAAAAUAGUUUGUAACAGAAAAAUGUCUUUCUCGGGUUUCAUACAUUUUAUUUAGUUUGGGACGUUCAUUUUACAUUCAGUUUUUGAUACACGAUACACAUGCUUAAUUCUAUAGUUUCUGUUGGUUUAUUUAGUCCUAUAAUCUUUAAAAGUUGUUUUCUCUGUUUUGUAUUUUCUUUCUUUUGUAUAUUCUUCUCUUCCCCCUUAGCAUCAUCAUAUAUUCUUUUGCUUGUCGUUUGUCGUGUCCUACAUCAUGGCAACAACCUAAUAGCAAUGCUAUAUUUCUUUUAUCUAAAUCUUUAGGCAAUUUGAGAAUAUCAGGCAACGCUACUUACUAUCCGUAUUUGCAAAUGACAAAAAAUGCGAUUUUUGAAAAACUGGCCAUUUUUAAACAGCUAUAUCUUCGAAUAUAAAUGGAUUUUAAUCUACAAAUAAUGCUCGUUUGAAAGCUAUUUAAAAACCCGUGCAUUUGCCGGUUUCUAGAUUGUUUUGUCGUUUAGUUAAAUUUUGGAAAUUAGUUGAAAAUUAUAAAAUGUAAGUUUUCUUUUCGGUCUUAACAUAUAAAAUAAAACGUAUCUUUUUUGAUUUUGCAAAUUAUUUCAUCAAAAUGUUGAUAUUAUAGCAAGCAAAAUGAGACCUUGUGUGCUAAAAUCGGUCCACAGGGCUCAGAUAUAUCUCUCUCUUGUCGUUUCCCCAUUACUGAGGAUCGUGAUUUCUUCCAAUAUUCCUAACAAUGUUUGUUCAUUGGACUCUAGAUCUUCAGCUGCUCUAAGAGCUUCGCAGAAUAAGUUUCCAGUUGAAUUCUUAAUUUGGUCAGACCAUCCAGUUGGUGAUCGUCCUCUUGAUCUUCUCCCCGGAACGUUUCCAGAAACAACUAAUCUGUUCAAACUGUCGUCACCUCUGCGAACCACGUGACCAAAGAAUUGCAGUAUUCGUUGCAGACAUAUUGUGGACUUUCUUAAUCUUGAGUUGGUUUAGAAUGGAAACGUUUGUCCUAUGAGCUGUCCAAGGUAUGCGCAGCAUUCUUCUCCAGCACCACAUCUCAAAGGCAUCAAUUUUUUGGCGCUCGCAUGCGCGAAGAGUCCAAGUCUCUGCUCCGUAUAGAAAUAUUGAGAAUACAAUGGCAUUCACCAGUCUCAUCUUGAUAUUUUGAGAGAUAGAUCUAUCUUUACAAGCUUUAGUUAGGCGACUCAUCGCAUUUUUUGCCAUACCAAUACGUCUCCGAACUUCUGCUUCACAGUUACCAUCUUUAGUUAUACUAGAUCCGAAAUAGACAAAGAUGUUUAUUACUAUCUGGUAUUCUUGUAACAUGUUAGUCAGUUGAAUAGUGUCGAAUCUGUCGACCACCAUUAUUUUUGUCUUAGCUUUAUUGAUUUUUAGAUCAACUUUAUUGCUUUCAAAAUCCACAAGGAAAGAAAAGUUUUCCUGUAGUUGGCUGUAUACCAUCAAUCACAAAAAUUGGAAUAAAUCCUUUGUAAAAGGUAUAAAAUUUAUUAAAAUCCCUAAAGGGCUACAUCAGAACAAAACGUUUUCGAUUUUAUUACAAAAUCAUCAUCAGUGUAAGACCUAAAAGUAAGUAUAACCUAUUUUAUUAAUGUAAAAUUGAUAUUUAAAUUCUGACUAAGGUUUAAAAUGAGUGGUUAUACUCACAGUCUGGAUGCUAGCUGAGCCACCAAAGAAAUAUAGGGGGGGUAUAGGGGUAAUAACCCUAGGGGUUAUUACCCCUAUAUUUCUUUGGUGGCUCAGCUAGCAUCCAGACUGUGAGUAUAACCACUCAUUUUAAACCUUAGUCAGAAUUUAAAUAUCAAUUUUACAUUAAUAAAAUAGGUUAUACUUACUUUUAGGUCUUACACUGAUGAUGAUUUUGUAAUAAAAUCGAAAACGUUUUGUUCUGAUGUAGCCCUUUAGGGAUUUUAAUAAAUUUUAUACCUUUUACAAAGGAUUUAUUCCAAUUUUUAUUGCUUUCGUACUCAACUCUUCACAGGAGAUCAAACAUUUCUUGCUCAUUUGCUGCUAUAAGUGUAGUGUCAUCAGCAAAUCUUAAAUUGGAGAUUUUCCUACCAGCUACUGUUACUCCACCGGCCCAUCUUUCUAAAACCAUCCUCAUGACAUGUUCACCAUAAAUGUUAAAUAAGUCAGGUGACAACACGCAUCCUUGUCUAAUACCUCUCUCGGUCUUGAAUUGGUUUGAGUGAGAACUUAUGAUCUAGUCGUACUGUCGCUAUAUUGGACUGGUACAGAUUUUUAAUAAGUGUCACCAGGUGCAUUGGUGCCAGGCGCGGAUCUAAGGGGGGGUCAAUGGAGUCAAUUGCCCCCUCCUUGAGACCUCGCCUGGUGUCUACUGACACUGUUUUUAAGAAAGAGAUUACGAUUGAACAUAAAUAGUGAAUUUGAUGUCCUGUUGAUAACUGAAUAACUGAAACAUAAAUAUGGCAGAAUUCCUUAGAAAUGAAAAUUAUUAAAAGUUUUUGGAACAUAAUAACUGAAAAAGUCCCACAAUAAAUCUAUUUAUUGUCAUCUAUUCAAUUCAAUGCCAGAGAAAAGAUAAAAAUAAUAAUUGCUGGUGCUAUGUUAUGGUAAUUUGAUCAUAUAAUAAAACCCCCCGAAUAAGAGCCGCUUUUAGAAGGAUGUCCAAAGUAUUAUGUAACAGUAACAGAGACCUAAACUUGGCAUUAAGGACCCGACUACUUCGCUGCUACGUGUUCUCGGUCUUACUGUAUGGUGUCGAGUCUUGAACUGUGAAUAAAAUCGAUCUAAAUCGCCUUGAGGCUCUCAAAAUGUAGUGCAAUAGAAGAAUUUUAAAAGUUUCCUGGGUAGAGAAGAUUCGAAACUCCACAAUACUAGAAUGUUUCAGUAAGACUACUGCGAUUAUAAGAAGCAUCAAAAGAGAUAGCUGGAUUAUUUCUGACAUUUAAUGAGAGGUCCCAAAUAUAGGUUGCUACAAAAUAUUAUUCAAGUGAAAAUAGCAGGCAAACGCAGUCCAGGACGAAGAAGAACUUUAUGGUUGAUUUAGGGUAGCAAUAAAUAAAAUUAAGGUACCUAUGAUGGUAACCAACGUUCUGAAAGGACAUGGUACAUGAAGAAUAAGAAAAUAACAGCCCAUCCCGAAAAAGAAUCCUGCGUACGCCAGUCACGAGAAAAAUUUUAUUUCAUUGCCCCCACCUUGCAAGGUUGCUGGAUCCGCCGUUGAUUGGUGCGCCCAUUUCUAUUAAAAUUGACCACAUAUUUAUCCAGCUUACACAAGCAAAUGCCUUUUGGUAGUCAACGAAGCAUAUAAUCAUAGGUACUUGAAAUUCUCUAGACUUUACAAUGCGUUGUUUAAGGUUCAGGAUUUGUUCCCUUGUACCUCUACCAUUUACAAACCCCGCUUGUUCCUGAGGCAUUUGGUAAUGUAGAUAGGUUUUUAAUCUGUUUUUGAUGAUGUGUAACAAGAUUUUACUAGCAUGUGUUAUUAGUGACAGCUGAAUUCCAAACAGCGACACAGAUAGAACGAAUGAUAUGUAAUCCUUUGUCACCUAGUACCUAACUGUAGUAUUUCACAUGGUAUUGAAUCAAUGCCUGGGGAUUUAUUUCUCUUUAGUGAUUUAAUUGCGUCUUUGACUUCAGAGAGUAAGACAGUAGGUUCUCUAGGGUAGUCAGAGGGCCACUGAUUUUCUGUUGAUACCUCGUUAUUUUUAUAUAGCUCUCCACAGUAGUUUCGCCAUGUUUCCAAUAUUUUUUAUAGCAGAUUUCUCAGAUAUAUAGCCCUUCAAAUAUCGGGUAAAAAGGUAUCUUUUUUGACCCGUUGACCCACCUUCACCCUACAAUAGUGAUGGUAAAUGAAAAAUAUUGCUCGUAUAUUAAAUAAUAUAAAUAAUCUCCACGCCUAUUUUUACUGUUGAUAAUGAAGGUGCAGACUUCUUAUACACUUUCACCAACUUUGGAUUAAUUUUUGCUAGCGGUAAACUAUUCAAAACGAAGAAUUUUAUGACGGAACGGUAUUCCAGUAUAUUCAUUUUGUCACAAGACAUAUAAACAACACGAUUAUUUUAAACAGCUGUGUAAACGUAACCAUACGAAAAAAACUUCGUCUGAUGAAAUUCACAUUUGGUAUUUGCUUACUUUUGUAAAAGUAUGCCAUUUUCUCACACUCGGGUUCAGAGAUAUUUUCGUGUCAGACUCAGUCGUUCCUGUCUUAACCUUUCACAUUCCAGUUAGUAAAAUAUUAUGUUGAUGGUAACAUUUUCGCUGUGCCAAUUGAACAAACUAAUGAAUUGGUUUCAAUGUAUGAAUUUCGGUUCGUUCGAAGAUUCAGUUUACAGUAGAGGCUAGAAACAAAACAUGAUCUCUUUUGGUUGAUGAUCUUGGUUCCUUCGCUAGACAUGAGAAUCAUUGUACUUAGUAGAGGAUCCGAUAUGUUUAAUGGAUAAAAAGUUAGCAAUUACAAAAAACAAGGGUUGGCCGAUCUAAUCUUGUUCUAACUAUAAUUAGGUAAUUAAUAAUUUAAAAAUUGCAUUUUUUUUAUGAAUUAAAAAAAAAUCGACCCGGGCUGAUAUUAUUAAGAUUGUUUGGAUCAUUCUAAACAAAAAAUGUAUUUUGUAAUUUUUCUCUAAAGUUGAUCGUUUUCGGGUUAUAAACAAUUAUUUAAAACUGAAAAAAGAACGAACGAUGACAAUUUUCAAGGCUCAAAAACACAAGUAAAAAAUAUCAUUUUUGUAAUCAUCAAGUAUAGUCCUGUCGCCAGGGGGGGUACAACGGCCUCCUUAAUUCAGAUGGACUUACCCAAGUUUUUUUUAUAUAUUUUGACCCGUAGAAUACGAAUUUUUUGGGUAACAGUUGAUCCGGAUGUCGAUAAGAUUGUUAUAGACAAAGAACUUGAGGAAUUACAUAACAGCGAUUUCUCGCAAAACAAAACAUCUUUUUGUAUUUUUUGGGUCAUUUUAAGCAAAAAAUAUUCCUACAAGUUUUUUCGUAGAAUGCAUAGUUUUCGGGAUAACCGCGGUUGAACUUCCAAAAAAUCGAAAAAUUGUAAUUUUUGAACCCUAAUAACUUUUGAUUAAAAAAUAAAGUAGCUAUUCUGCUUACCGCAUUUGAAAGUCUAAGUCAAAUUAUAUCGGUUUUGAUUAUUUGCAUUGCUAAAAAUUUAUUAUUUUAUUGUUAAACAAAGCUAUAAACACCUAGUAUGUGAGUGAUGUUUUCUAUGAUUUCUCACUUAAAAUCGAAGAGUAGGUAGAGUAGAUACAAGUGCAAGCGAGGCAAUUUCUACGUAGCAUGCGUUAAAACAUAUGUAUUAGGCACGGGAAACACUAUGUGUUUAUAGAUUAGUUUAACAAUAAAAAAAUUAAUUUUUAGCAAUGCAAAUAAUCAAAACCGAUAUAAUUUGACUUAAACUUUCAAAUGCGGUAAGCAGAAUUGCUACUUUAUUUUUUAAUCAAAAGUUAUUCGGGUUCAUAAAUUGAAAUUUUUCGAUUUUUUGAAAGUUCAACCGCGAUUAUCUCGAAAACUAUGCAUUCUACGAAAAAACUUGUAGAAAUAUUUUUUGCUUAAAAUGACCCAAAAAAUACAAAAAGAUGUUUUGUUUUGCGAGAAAUCGCUGUUAUGUAAUUCCUCAAGUUCUUUGUCUAUAACAAUCUUAUCGACAUCCUGAUCAACUGUUACCCAAAAAAUUCGUAUUCUACGGGUCAAAAUAUAUAAAAAAACUUGGGUAAGUCCAUCUGAAUUAAGGAGGCCGUUGUACCCCCCCUGGCGACAGGACUAGUACAUAAAUUCAAGUUUAAACCUUUUUCUGUCAGGUCUCGAUAAGAAUUUUAGCCAUGUUUUAUUCUAAAACAUAUUUUUUUAAUUGUUAAUGAGGAAAGUUUCUUAUGGGGAGACGGGCAUUAACAACUAAAGAACAAUGUUUCAGAAUGAAAUAAAUCCAAAAGACUUAUCAAGAACUGAUAGAAUAAGGUUUGAACUUGAAUUUAGGUACUUCGUAAUUUUAAAAAUGAUAUUCUAUACUUACGAUUUUGAGCCUUGAAAAUCGUCAUCUUUCCUUCUUUUUUCAGUUUUAAAUUGUUUAUAUCUAGAAAACGAUCAACUUUAGAGAAAAAUUACAACAGACCUUUUUUGUUUAGAAUGACCUAAAAAAUCUGAAAUAAUAUCUGCCGGGUCAAAUUUUUUUUUAAUUUAUAAAAAAAAUGUCAUUUUUUAAUUAUUAAUUAAUUAUAGUUAGAACAAGAUUAGAUCGGGCAACCCUAGUUUUUUGUAAUUGUUAACAUUCUAAAUUACAUAUCCAAUAAUUUUUAUCCAUUAAACAGAUCGGUGCAAAUCGACCUUAUAUCGCAUCUUAGGGAUGAAUAUAACUUUAUCAAAAUUUAUUGAUAUAAAAAUCAUUCUGGUAGGUGCUUAAACUGUUAUUAGUACCAAAAAAUUGUUAUUUUUUAUUCAUAGGGGCAGUACUAUUCAAAUUUUUUGUGAAAUAAGAUUAACGCGAAAUACACAAUUUUCCAUCAUGUCGUAAAACGUUAUGUAGUAAACAUGUCCUUAUUUAACAGCUAGGUACACGAAAAUUUUAAACUAAACAAAUAGAGGAAAUAAUAUCUAACGUAGUACCGUUAUUGUACCGGUAGUACUACAUUGAGAAAAAAAUAGAACUCAUUUUUUCACUGCUAGAUGUAAAACUUUGCAUCAUGCCCCCGUAGUAAACAACGAUGUAUACUAAUAAAAUUUGUAAAAAUAUUCGGUAUAUAUUUUUUAUUUUCGAUUUACUUUCUUUUUAAAAAGGAAGAAAAAUUUUGUAUAAAAGUUGUGUGGUCACUCUGUGCAAUAGGGCUUUUCAUCGAUUGUCAUUUGUUUCGAGCCUCUGUCAUAUGUUGUAUAAUCCGUGUAUAAUAUUAAUAUGCACGGAUUAUACGAAAUAUGACAGAAGCUCGAAACAAAUUACUGUUGUUGAAAAGCCUUAUUCGCAUUUGCCUUAAAAAUAGUAAAUAUGACUUCUUUUUAUUGUGUAAAUGUACAGGUGGAGAGAUGUACCAUGGAGCUUGGAUCAAAAAUUAUCUGUAUAUAUGUAAAAUUUUAUUCAAUAUAAUUUUUAGUUGUAAAA